This is a messenger RNA of Auxenochlorella protothecoides, 2004 nucleotides long. RefSeq names its product Dymeclin. Gene Ontology annotation, cellular component: Golgi apparatus. The transcript has 9 exons. Bases 1 to 2004 code for a protein of 667 amino acids. Lineage: Eukaryota; Viridiplantae; Chlorophyta; Trebouxiophyceae; Chlorellales; Chlorellaceae. The record is from RefSeq and is a predicted model, not a curated record. Gene Ontology annotation, biological process: Golgi organization.
AUGGUUGAUGCCACGUCCUUCUCCUCCCCGCUCCCUCCCCAAUCCACGACAGUGUACCAUAACUGUCAGACGUACAACCUGCAGCGACUCAUCGUCCUGCUGUGCCGUAAGCUGGAGGGGGCGAGCAAGCGAGGCGCUGAUGUGGCGGUUGCCAACCUGCUGUGCCUGCUGCGCAUCCUCCUCCAGGACCUCAUGGAGCACCUCACGCCGGCGCAACUCCAGGCAUUCCUGUCGUGGCCAGCCCCAGGCUCCCCUCACAAGGUGGCUGUGGAGCGAGAUGCCCAGGAGGAGGAGCAAACGCCCGUGGAGCAGCAGCUGGUGGGGGCUUGCCUCCGUGCGCUGGUGGCCCGCAAUGAUCCGGCCGCGAGCGCUGGCGAGUACCUGACACAGUUGCACCUGCUGCAGCUGCUCUUGGUCAUGCUUUCCACCCAGCUGUACUGCCAGGACCUGGAUGAGCAGGGACUGGAACUCCCGCUCCUGGCCGCUGUGCUUGAACAAAGCGAGGUGGACCCGGUGUCUGUGGUAGAAACACUGCUGAGGCUGGUGAUUGUGGGACCCCAAGCCCCUCUGGGCCUCCGGCUCUUCCUGCCGACAGACACACGGGCGAUCCUGCGCAGCCUCGUGUGGCUCCCCAUGUCGGCCUUCUCCUUCCUCCUGCGGCGGCAGCCGGCGGCGCCGGGUCAGAGCCCCUUGGGCCUGCAUGCCUGCCUUCUGCUCCUCACGCUGUGCUUCCACGCGCUGCCCGGCGAGGGUGCCGAGGGCGCACUGACUGUACGCACACCGGGGCCCUACCGCCUCGCGCUUCAUGGUCUGCGAGAUGCCGACGAUGCAGAGGCCACGGCAGCCGCCGCCGAGGACGGGCGGGGCGCGCUGGGGCGCGGCCCACGCGCCUCCUUCCCCGCCCUCUUCGCGUGCCUGACCCGGGAGCCCGUGGCCCCCCCGGAGACCGCGCUGCUGCUGUACCUCGUGCUGCACGACGGCGGCGACUUCCGCGGCUACUGCCUGGCCCGCACCGACCCCGAGGCCCUGCUGCUGCCCCUGCUGGGCGCGCUGCAGCGCGAGGACGCGGGGCGGGGGGACCGCGGCGCCGUGUACGUCCUGCUCACGCUGCUGCUCGCGUUUUCUUCGGAUGCGGGAUGGGCCGCCGCCCUGCACCGCGUCUGGCUGGAGGCCACCCCACCCUGGCUCAAGGGCCGGGCUCGGGCCAAGCAGCCGCUGGGCAGCCUGGCGCUGUCGGUGCUGCUGCGCUCCGCGCACGCCAGCGUGGCGCGGCACGGCGACGCCUUCCUCCAGACCAACACCCUGGCCGUGCUCGCCAACCUGGCGCCACACGUGACAGGCCUGACCUCCGAGGCGGCGCAGCGCCUGGUCUCCCUGCUGGCCCUGCUGGCGCGGCGCUGGCGCCGGCUGGCGGCUGACGCUGCCGGGCUUACGACGAUGGCGGCGGCCGUCGGCAAUCCAGCCACGGCAGCCGACGGCACCCCGGAGGCAACGAGCCUGGCCGUCUCUGAGUCAACCUCCGCGGCCGCCGCCGAGUCUGCGCAGCUGGCGCACGACUUCCUCAGGAUGGCCCUGGAAAGCGCGAGCGCGGUGCUGGAGCGCGCGCUGCCGGCCAACCCGGCGCUGGUCUACGCGCUGCUGCACCGCGGCGAGCUGUUUGAGGGGCUGCCGCGGGACGACCCCGGCCUGCGCGUCCCCCUGGCCAACAUCCUGGCCGUCAUCGAUCACUUCACGCGCGCCCUGGCGCGCAGCCUGGGCGAGGGCGCGGCGGCGCUGGAUGCAGGGACGGUGAUGGCGGCCAUCCGCCACGACAGCCGGGCGUGGCGGGGGGACCGCCUGCAGCGUGGGGCCGACCUGCAUUUUGCAUACGAGGAAGGCCUGCAAGCGCACUCCUUCUUCGUGCCAUGCGUGUGGGCGAGGGUGGUGGCAGCCUCCUCCCUGUCCUGGGACCUGGACGCCAUCAGCCUCUUCACCCCCGAGGGUGCGGUGGGCUGCAGUAUCUAG